This is a messenger RNA of Schizosaccharomyces osmophilus, 807 nucleotides long. RefSeq names its product mitochondrial hydrolase. Gene Ontology annotation, cellular component: mitochondrion. The transcript has 2 exons. The record is from RefSeq and is a predicted model, not a curated record. Bases 1 to 807 code for a protein of 268 amino acids. NCBI's taxonomy places the organism in Eukaryota, Fungi, Ascomycota, Schizosaccharomycetes, Schizosaccharomycetales, Schizosaccharomycetaceae.
AUGACCUUUAAACCUGUACAACUAGCUUUCGAAAAGUUUUCUGCUGCUGCCCCAAAGAAGCCCCCAGUUCUCAUCCUCCACGGACUACUGGGAUCCAGAAAAAAUUGGAAAUCCUUGUCAAGCCACUUUGUUUCUAAACUAGACAGAGAUGUGUACAACAUCGAUCAAAGAUGCCAUGGAGAAUCACCUGGCGUUGGCCCUCUGUCGUACCAAUCUUUAGCUUUCGAUACUCAUAAUUUCAUGAAAUCACAAGGCAUUGAAAAGGCUUCUAUCAUCGGUCACUCUAUGGGAGGAAAAACUGCCAUGGCAACUGCCUUGUUAUACCCAGAGACGGUUGAAAAACUAGUCGUCGCCGAUAAUUCCCCUAUAUUUACCCAGCUUCCUGAAAAAACCAAAGUUUAUAUAAAGGCUUUGAUGCGUAUUGAUGAAGCGAACGUAAAAAGACAAAGCAGUGCAGACAGCAUGCUAAAGGAAGUCGAGAAGGAGACUUUAGUCCGAGCAUUCCUACUCUCUAAUUUAAGAAAAAGCCCCGAGAAUGUUUUCAAAUCCCAGAUCCCUCUUGAAAUUAUCUACAAUUCUCUCCCUGAUUUAGCAGGAUUCUCCGUGAACGAACGCCAUGCUGAUCAAUAUACGGGACCGACGUUGGUUAUUAAAGCCAAACACAGUACCUUUGUACCGGACGAAGCUUUACCCGUGUUCAGAAAGAUGUUUCCAAAUUAUAGAAUGGAAACCUUGGAUUGUGGUCAUUGGGUUCACUAUGAAAAAGCCCAAGAAUUUACCGGACAUGUAGUAGAAUUUUUAAAGUAA